Schistosoma curassoni is the source of this 2202-nucleotide messenger RNA. Lineage: Eukaryota; Metazoa; Platyhelminthes; Trematoda; Strigeidida; Schistosomatidae. The record is from the annotation of a GenBank genome assembly.
AUGUUUACAUUAAAUGGACAAAAUCAUUUGGCAAAGUUAGAUAUGUAUCAAUUGGAGCUGAACACAGAAUUAAUCAUUGAACAACACAAUAAAAGAUCAGGUGCGGAUGAUGAUGAUGAUGAUGAUGAUGAUGAUGAUGAUGAUGAUGAUGAUGAUGAUGAUGAUGAUGAUGAUGAUGAUGAUGAUGAUGAUGAUGAUGAUGAUGAUGAUGAUGAUGAUGAUGAUGAUGAUGAUGAUGAUGAUGAUGAUGAUGAUGAUGAUGAUGAUGAUGAUGAUGAUGAUGAUGAUGAUGAUGAUGAUGAUGAUGAUGAUGAUGAUGAUGAUGAUGAUGAUGAUGAUGAUGAUGAUGAUGAUGAUGAUGAUGAUGAUGAUGAUGAUGAUGAUGAUGAUGAUGAUGAUGAUGAUGAUGAUGAUGAUGAUGAUGAUGAUGAUGAUGAUGAUGAUGAUGAUGAUGAUGAUGAUGAUGAUGAUGAUGAUGAUGAUGAUGAUGAUGAUGAUGAUGAUGAUGAUGAUGAUGAUGAUGAUGAUGAUGAUGAUGAUGAUGAUGAUGAUGAUGAUGAUGAUGAUGAUGAUGAUGAUGAUGAUGAUGAUGAUGAUGAUGAUGAUGAUGAUGAUGAUGAUGAUGAUGAUGAUGAUGAUGAUGAUGAUGAUGAUGAUGAUGAUGAUGAUGAUGAUGAUGAUGAUGAUGAUGAUGAUGAUGAUGAUGAUGAUGAUGAUGAUGAUGAUGAUGAUGAUGAUGAUGAUGAUGAUGAUGAUGAUGAUGAUGAUGAUGAUGAUGAUGAUGAUGAUGAUGAUGAUGAUGAUGAUGAUGAUGAUGAUGAUGAUGAUGAUGAUGAUGAUGAUGAUGAUGAUGAUGAUGAUGAUGAUGAUGAUGAUGAUGAUGAUGAUGAUGAUGAUGAUGAUGAUGAUGAUGAUGAUGAUGAUGAUGAUGAUGAUGAUGAUGAUGAUGAUGAUGAUGAUGAUGAUGAUGAUGAUGAUGAUGAUGAUGAUGAUGAUGAUGAUGAUGAUGAUGAUGAUGAUGAUGAUGAUGAUGAUGAUGAUGAUGAUGAUGAUGAUGAUGAUGAUGAUGAUGAUGAUGAUGAUGAUGAUGAUGAUGAUGAUGAUGAUGAUGAUGAUGAUGAUGAUGAUGAUGAUGAUGAUGAUGAUGAUGAUGAUGAUGAUGAUGAUGAUGAUGAUGAUGAUGAUGAUGAUGAUGAUGAUGAUGAUGAUGAUGAUGAUGAUGAUGAUGAUGAUGAUGAUGAUGAUGAUGAUGAUGAUGAUGAUGAUGAUGAUGAUGAUGAUGAUGAUGAUGAUGAUGAUGAUGAUGAUGAUGAUGAUGAUGAUGAUGAUGAUGAUGAUGAUGAUGAUGAUGAUGAUGAUGAUGAUGAUGAUGAUGAUGAUGAUGAUGAUGAUGAUGAUGAUGAUGAUGAUGAUGAUGAUGAUGAUGAUGAUGAUGAUGAUGAUGAUGAUGAUGAUGAUGAUGAUGAUGAUGAUGAUGAUGAUGAUGAUGAUGAUGAUGAUGAUGAUGAUGAUGAUGAUGAUGAUGAUGAUGAUGAUGAUGAUGAUGAUGAUGAUGAUGAUGAUGAUGAUGAUGAUGAUGAUGAUGAUGAUGAUGAUGAUGAUGAUGAUGAUGAUGAUGAUGAUGAUGAUGAUGAUGAUGAUGAUGAUGAUGAUGAUGAUGAUGAUGAUGAUGAUGAUGAUGAUGAUGAUGAUGAUGAUGAUGAUGAUGAUGAUGAUGAUGAUGAUGAUGAUGAUGAUGAUGAUGAUGAUGAUGAUGAUGAUGAUGAUGAUGAUGAUGAUGAUGAUGAUGAUGAUGAUGAUGAUGAUGAUGAUGAUGAUGAUGAUGAUGAUGAUGAUGAUGAUGAUGAUGAUGAUGAUGAUGAUGAUGAUGAUGAUGAUGAUGAUGAUGAUGAUGAUGAUGAUGAUGAUGAUGAUGAUGAUGAUGAUGAUGAUGAUGAUGAUGAUGAUGAUGAUGAUGAUGAUGAUGAUGAUGAUGAUGAUGAUGAUGAUGAUGAUGAUGAUGAUGAUGAUGAUGAUGAUGAUGAUGAUGAUGAUGAUGAUGAUGAUGAUGAUGAUGAUGAUGAUGAUGAUGAUGAUGAUGAUGAUGAUGAUGAUGAUGAUGAUGAUGAUGAUGAUGAUGAUGAUGAUGAUGACGAUGAAGUUGUUGACAAAUAUAACAAUGGUAAUUACCAUAAUGAUAAUAUUUUUGUCUUAUCGGUUUAA